AUGUCUGUCGUCGAUAUCGAGAAAUUCUCUCAAAAGCCGCCAGCUGGCUCCUUCGACUCAGGCUAUGAGUGCUCCAGGCUUCCUUCCCUUCAGAACGCUACUCAGCCCACAAGCCCAGUCAGAUCAAUCUCAGAAUCCGGCACAGUCGAACUAUUGACCUACGAACACCAAUAUUCAGACGGGGGGUUAAAAGCCAACCUUACAGUCCUCGGCGCCUUCAUCGCACUGUUCUGCACGUUUGGCCUCCUGAACGCGUUUGGCACCUUCCAAGCGUGGUACACGACCCACCAGCUGCAACAUAUGUCGCCAUCGACAAUUUCCUGGAUUGGUUCAUUGCAGCUGUGGGUGUUCUUCUUCUCGGGUUGGCCUAUUGGGCGUGUGUUUGACUCAUAUGGACCUACUUGUUUGAUGGUAGCCGGAACGCUCUGCUACCUUGUUAGCAUCCUGGCGACAAGUUUCUCUGUCCACUACUAUCAAUAUGUCCUGUCGCAGGGAAUUUUAUUUGGCCUGUCGGUCGGGUUGCUAUUUUACCCAUCGCUCGCCAGCAUCUCGACCCACUUCUUGAAAUACCGUGCCACUGCGAUAGGGAUUGCUGUGGCCGGGUCUGGUCUAGGUGGCGUUGUAUACCCCAUCGUUCUGCAACAUCUCUUUGAAACAGUCGGAUUCGGGUGGGGAGUCCGAAUCUCGGGCUUGGCUAGUUUGGCAGGGUGUGUAGCUUCAACAUUGACCGUGAAAAGUGCACCCAGCCCAACGCAACCUGGCUCCUGUCCUAACCUGAAAAUACUCCCGGAUGCUCGAUUUUCUCUCCUAUCAGGGGGAAGCUGCCUAGCCGCUCUCGGUUUCUUCAUCCCCUUCUUUUACAUCGUAGAUUACGCUCGCCACCUCUCCAUCUCAGAGCACACAUCUUUCUACGUGCUGGCAGUCCUCAACGCAGGCGGAGUUCUGGGACGCAUAGCCCCUGCUGCCCUAUCCGACACCAUCGGCUGCUUUAACCUCCUCGCCCCUUCAGCGUUCCUCUGCGGCCUGUCAUGUCUCAUCCUCUGGUUCGUGACUGCUAAAUCCCUUGCGACAUUGAUGCUUUUUGCUGCGAUCUAUGGGUUCUUUUCCGGCGCUUUUAUCUCACUCGUCAAUCCUUGUGUAGCGCAGAUCUCCCAUAUAAGGCAGAUCGGGACGAGGAUUGGGAUGUUGUACAGCAUGUUAUCAUUUCCAUCUCUUCUUGGUAGUCCCGCAGCAGGCGCUCUUCUUAGCAGAGGCCACGGGUCUUUUGACGGACUAAUCAUUUUCUCCGGGUCGACAAUCAUAGCUGGCUCGCUCCUCAUCCUGGUGGCAAAACUACUUAUAGAACCACGGCUAUUUGCUCGUGUCUAA
Laccaria bicolor S238N-H82 is the source of this 1368-nucleotide messenger RNA. RefSeq lists its product as uncharacterized. The coding region runs from base 1 to 1368 and encodes 455 amino acids. Gene Ontology annotation, molecular function: transmembrane transporter activity. Gene Ontology annotation, cellular component: fungal-type vacuole membrane. The record is from RefSeq and is a predicted model, not a curated record. Gene Ontology annotation, biological process: transmembrane transport. NCBI's taxonomy places the organism in Eukaryota, Fungi, Basidiomycota, Agaricomycetes, Agaricales, Hydnangiaceae. The transcript has 5 exons.